Perca flavescens (yellow perch) is the source of this 3452-nucleotide messenger RNA. RefSeq names its product toll-like receptor 13. Gene Ontology annotation, cellular component: plasma membrane. Gene Ontology annotation, molecular function: protein binding; signaling receptor activity. The record is from RefSeq and is a predicted model, not a curated record. NCBI's taxonomy places the organism in Eukaryota, Metazoa, Chordata, Actinopteri, Perciformes, Percidae. Gene Ontology annotation, biological process: toll-like receptor signaling pathway; inflammatory response.
AUGCAAAAUCUGAACCCUUCCCUGGCUUAUUCUCUGAAAAACUGCUCCAUCAGUUAUUCUAACGACGCCUUGGCCGAUGUGGUUUUGCAUUGCUCGGAACGUAAACUUGUAACUGUGCCUGAUGACAUACCCAGAGAUGCGAGUGUAGUGUAUCUCUGGUACAAUCAGCUCGAACGGAUCAACAGGGAUGAUUUCAGGGACUUGUCAAAGCUAAGAAUUUUGUGGCUGGACACAAAUAAGAUUGCUCAUGUGGACAAUGGAUCUUUCAUCCAUUUGGUGACAUUAACAAGGCUCCACAUGGCCAAUAACAAACUAAGCGACCUGACAGGCAACCUCUUUCAGGGACUGUCUAACCUUACCAUGCUUGAUCUCUCCGGUAACAACAUUCAGUCCAUUCAUACCUCGGCCUUUCAGUCCCUGUCCAGAUUAGAAACCGUGAUUUUAGACUCAAACUAUCUCCAACAAGUCGUUGCCAUUCAGCCCAUCGUACAGCUACCACUUAUACAGAAACUGAGCAUUAGAAACAAUCGAUUUUCCUCCUUUCAGACCAAAGAUCUGCUGCUGAAUGCGCCCUCAAGCCUGAAGUUUUUGGAUGUUUCGGAUAAUGACAAGUUUGACAAGUUCAGCAUCACAACACAGAUCUUUCCUCACCUUGAGAUAAUAGACCUUUCUUGGUGUGGUCAUGUUGCCGGCUGGAAAUGGGACAUACCUGACAAGACUUUACUCAGGAACAUAACUCAGCUGUAUUUUAGUUACCCGUUGAUUGCUUUUGAAGAGAUCCAAAAAGUCCUGCAGAGCCUCGACUCACUGAUGCAUCUGAGACUUAAUUAUAUGGAGAAGUGGAUCAACAAAGGUCUCCUAGCUACGGUUUGCAAGAUGCCGACACUUAAGAAGCUGGAUCUGCAUUGGAGCAAAGUGCCCAAUAUGAGUGUGAAACUUGUAGCUUGCUCUCAGCUCAGUGAGCUUGAUUUGUCGUCUACUUCAAUGACUGAACUGUCUAAAGGCUCGAUUCGACUGAUGAAGAAACUGAGGUUUCUAACUUUAGAGACCAACCUUCUCACCAAGGUGCCCGAUGACAUUCGGACUCUCUCCUCUCUCAAGAUCUUAAAUAUUGGUGACAAUAUUAUCUCUGAGUUGAGCUGUGAGGAUUUCACAAACACAACACGUCUCAGAGAGCUUGAUCUGCACACCAACCACAUUGCCAACCUGGAUAGAUGCGUCUUCGAAAGUCUUAAUGACCUGAAGGUUUUAGAUAUGAGCAACAACCUGCUGUGGACACUUGAAGGCGCCUUCAAAAUAGGCCUGAAGAAUCUUGAGUUCUUGGAUCUGAGCAACAACGUUUUACUUCUUCUUGAAAAGGGGGAUUUUCAAGGUUUAGGGUCCUUAAAACAUUUGGAUGUGGUGUGGAAACAUAAGGCUUUUGAUGGAUUGAGUAACCUGGGUAACCUAACUGUACCUCCUCCAUUUGAAUUUGAAAAUAAAUUCACAGAUUUACAGCAGUUAGAAAAUCUUACAAUUUACUUCAUUAGUGACAGUUUCAAAGGUCCUCAACCAAACUAUUAUAAAGAUUUUCUUCAUUUAAAAUCCAUGAAAGUUCUCACAGUAAUAUGCAAGGGUUAUCACACUGGUUUUCCCUUUGACAUACCAAUAGAAAUGCUCCAGGCUAUGAAACAUUUAGAGGACUUCACAGCUGAGAAUUUCUACAUUUCUGCACCAGAUGUGGACACUUUUCAAUACAAUCGCCAGCUCAAGAGUUUGACAAUCAGACAGACUGAUUUGUCAGACUUGGAUCCUGGACUGUUUCAGCCAAUGCCGCACCUGCAGGUUCUCGAUUUCUCCGAAACUAAGAUCAAGUCUUUGGAUUUUCUGUUCCAGGCCGAUCUGUUUGCACUCAGAUGUUUGAAACUAAGUGACAAUGAGAUAACUGUGAUCAAUGAGAUGGUCUUCCAAUUUCUCCCUGCACUAACAUACCUCGAUCUGCAAAACAACCCUUUCACUUGUGACUGCUCUAAUGCCGGCUUUAUCCAAUGGGUGAAGAACAACAACCAAACUCAGGUUGUUAAUGCCUACCAGUACACAUGUUCCUUCCCUGUGGCUGAACAAGGAAACAAGCUUCUUGACUUUGACAUCCAGUCCUGUUGGAUGGACGUUAGCUUCCUCUGCUUCAUUUCCAGCACUUGUCUGGUUGUUCUUACACUCCUCGCAUCCUUCAUCUACCACUUUCUGAGGUGGCAGCUAGCCUAUGCCUACCACCUCUUCCGGGCCUUCCAAUAUGACAGCAGAAGGAGAAAAGCAGGAGCUCAACAUCGCUACGAUGCCUUCAUCUCCUACAAUGUUCACGACGAGGCCUGGGUUUACCAAGAGAUGCUUCCAGCGCUGGAAGGAGAGCAGUGCUGGAGACUCUGUCUGCACCACAGAGACUUCCAACCAGGGAAACCGAUCGUAGAGAACAUUACGGACGCCAUAUACGGCAGCAGGAAAACCAUCUGUGUGAUCACCCGGCGUUACCUGCAGAGCGAGUGGUGCUCCAGAGAGAUCCAGAUGGCCAGCUUCCGUCUGUUCGACGAGCAGAAGGAUGUGUUGGUCCUGCUGUUUCUGGAGGACAUCCCGGCCCACCAGCUGUCUCCUUACUACCGCAUGAGGAAGAUGGUGAAGAAACGCACCUACCUGAGCUGGCCCCAGGCCGCCCAACACACGGGGGUCUUCUGGCAGAACGUAGGGAGAGCUCUGGAGACGGGGGACACUCCCAACGAGACUGAUGACCUGCUCACUGGACCGGCAGGACGCUGAGAAUCAUCAGUUGGAAAAAAGCUACAAAAGGUUACGAAAGGGUUAGGGUUAGGGGUUAGGAGUUAGGGUUAGGGAAUAGGAAAGUUAUCUCAAUGGCUUUCCUUGCUUCGUUUGAUGACUGGGAGGUUGAACUUGGAAGCCAAAGGCAGAAAAUGGGCCAGUGCAUUCACUUAAAGCUCUUCAUUCCUGCAUUUCCCACACAUACUUAUUGAUACGGUCAAGGUCAAGGUGAACAAGGGCAAAUUCAUGUGGUAAUUAAUUUUGUGCCCUUGUCACAACAUAUUCUCUAAAAACAGAGACACCACAGACAUAUAUACAGGAAAGAAAAAAUAACAAUACUGCAGAAAUGGCAGUCAUACAUCUGACGUUGACAAGACAUAAAAAUACCAGUUGAACUGUUACUUCUACAUGGGUUAGGGUUAGGGUCACUGUUCCCCCCACUCUCCCCUCCAUCCCUCUCCUCUAACCAAGAGGAGCUCAACUCUCUCCUUCCCCCUCUAUCCCUCCUUUAGACAAAGGGGUUCAACUCUUUAUUUUUCAUUAACGGUUAUCGGAAUCCCGAUUGAUACUGUACUCAUGUACAUAUACUCAUAAAAUGACACCAAUUUAUAUAUCAUUGCUUGUGAUGCUUUUUAGCAAUACACUUGGCAGUAGGUAAAGUU